CGCACAUGCGCGCACGUCCGGGGCGUCCUGGAGACCUGGCGGAGCCGGGAGCGGAGGGAGGCCUGACGGCGGCGGGGGCGGAGCGCGCCGCGGGGCGGGUGCAUGUCCGCGGCGGGCGCCGUCUAGAGGAGCGCCGGGCCACCGCCGCCACGCUCUCAGUCUCGGCGCGACGCAAGCGAGCCAGGCUACGGGCCGCGGCGGCGAUGCAGCGACGGCGGCGCCCCCCGGCGCCCGCCCCGCAGCGCCCCGAAGGCGGCGGGCACGACGGCGAAGCCGUGGAGGUGCAGUUCUGCGCCGGGCGCCUUGGCGCGGCCGCCGCGCUGUCGGCGGCGGAAGCGGCGCGCAGCGCCGAGGAGGAGGAGGAGCGGCUGGAGCGCGAGCACUUCUGGAAGAUCAUCAAUGCCUUCCGCUACUACGGCACCAGUAUGCAUGAGCGAGUGAACCGAACAGAAAGACAAUUUCGAUCACUUCCAGAUAAUCAACAGAAACUACUUCCUCAGUUUCUUCUUCACUUGGACAAGAUCCGGAAAUGCAUUGAUCAUAAUCAAGAAAUACUACUGACCAUUGUGAAUGAUUGCAUACAUAUGUUUGAAAAUAAAGAAUAUGGAGAAGAUGGGAACGGAAAGAUUAUGCCAGCAUCUACAUUUGACAUGGAUAAGUUAAAAUCUACCUUGAAACAGUUCGUGAGAGACUGGAGUGAAACUGGGAAAGCAGAAAGAGAUGCCUGCUACCAGCCAAUCAUUACAGAAAUUUUAAAAAAUUUCCCAAAAGAAAGAUGGGAUCCUUCUAAAGUAAAUAUUCUGGUACCUGGUGCUGGACUAGGAAGACUGGCCUGGGAAAUAGCUAUGCUAGGUUAUGCUUGUCAAGGAAAUGAAUGGAGUUUUUUUAUGCUCUUUUCUUCCAACUUUGUACUGAACAGAUGUUCUGAAAUUAAUAAAUACAAACUUUAUCCCUGGAUCCAUCAGUUCAGCAAUAACCGGAAAUCAGCUGAUCAGAUUCGACCCAUCUCUUUCCCUGAUGUUGACCCCCACAGUCUUCCUUCUGGUUCUAACUUUUCUAUGACAGCAGGAGAUUUUCAGGAGAUUUAUUCAGAAUGCAAUACUUGGGACUGUAUUGCCACCUGUUUCUUCAUAGACACAGCUCACAACGUGAUUGAUUAUAUUGACACAAUAUGGAAAAUACUCAAGCCAGGUGGGAUUUGGAUAAAUCUUGGUCCUCUGUUGUACCACUUUGAGAACUUGGCAAAUGAGUUAUCCAUAGAAUUGAGCUAUGAGGAUAUAAAAAACGUGGUUCUGCAGUACGGAUUCCAGGUAGAGGUGGAAAAAGAAUCUGUAUUAUCAACAUAUACUGUGAAUGAUCUCUCUAUGAUGAAAUACUACUAUGAAUGUGUCUUGUUCGUGGUCCGUAAGCCACAUGAUUUUAAGUAAUAUCGCCUGGAAAAAGUUUAAUAAGAUCAAAUACUGAAAUAAACUGAAAAUCAACUAUCAGUGAUGACAGGACACAA
This is a messenger RNA of Cavia porcellus (domestic guinea pig), 1504 nucleotides long. RefSeq names its product carnosine N-methyltransferase 1 (gene Carnmt1). The transcript is spliced from 8 exons. Gene Ontology annotation, molecular function: carnosine N-methyltransferase activity. Gene Ontology annotation, cellular component: nucleus; cytosol. Bases 6 to 1427 code for a protein of 473 amino acids. Gene Ontology annotation, biological process: carnosine metabolic process. The record is from RefSeq and is a predicted model, not a curated record. Lineage: Eukaryota; Metazoa; Chordata; Mammalia; Rodentia; Caviidae.